Messenger RNA from Archocentrus centrarchus (flier cichlid), 1753 nucleotides. RefSeq names its product calcium release-activated calcium channel protein 1-like. The record is from RefSeq and is a predicted model, not a curated record. Bases 207 to 869 code for a protein of 220 amino acids. The transcript has 2 exons. NCBI's taxonomy places the organism in Eukaryota, Metazoa, Chordata, Actinopteri, Cichliformes, Cichlidae. Gene Ontology annotation, cellular component: membrane. Gene Ontology annotation, biological process: store-operated calcium entry. Gene Ontology annotation, molecular function: store-operated calcium channel activity.
UUUCCUGAUAGACUCUGACAGUCGGUCAGCUGUUGAACGGAAAGUUUUUGCCAAAGUUUGAGAGCUUGUUGUCUGGUGUUUUUAGAUGCUGGAUUCUCCUGGAUCAGCAUUCCCCGCGCACGGAUUUCACGUCUUAUCGAGCACCAUCCUGUAGAACUAACCGGUUUGUAACGAUAUAGUGAUUAAAAAAAAAUUUUUACUUCGUAAUGAGCUUGAACGAGCACUCCCUGCAGGCUCUGUCCUGGAGAAAACUGUACCUGAGUCGAGCCAAAUUAAAAGCCACCAGUCGGACUUCGGCUCUUUUGUCGGGCUUUGCAAUGGUUGCCAUGGUGGAGGUACAGCUGGAGCGCGAUCAUAAGUAUCCUCCAGGGCUGCUGAUAGCCUUCAGCGCCUGCACCACCGUUCUGGUUGCAGUGCACCUCUUUGCCCUCAUGAUCAGCACCUGUAUCCUCCCAAACCUGGAGGCCGUCAGCAACGUUCACAACCUCAACUCUGUGAACGAGUCUCCCCAUGAGCGCAUGCACCGCCACAUAGAACUAGCCUGGGCUUUCUCCACAGUUAUCGGCACCCUCCUUUUCCUGACGGAAGUGAUGCUCUUGUGCUGGGUGAAAUUCUUACCCCUCAAAAGCAACGCGGAUGAGACAAACGGCACCAUAAGUUCCGGCGAGGCUGCGGCCAUAGCUUCCACCUGCAUUAUGGUGCCAUUUGGACUUGUUUUUAUUGUGUUCGCUGUCCACUUUUACCGCACGCUCGUCAGUCAUAAAACAGACCGACAGAUCCGAGAGCUGGAGCAGGUCAUUCGGCUCCAGAACCAGCUGGACCACAGGGCUGAGAACGACGACCUGAAGGCUGCUGUCCAUUUUCCCUGAUUACAGCUGUUGAACACACAACAGCAGGGACGUUCAGCAAAGCUGUAGUAAAACCUUUAUUUUCACUUUGUUGAAAUGCUUGUCUUUAGAAAGCUUCUUCUACUGUACAUUUCUUUGAUACUGCACAUUGACAAACGUCCCCAACAUGAUUCAGUAUGUUUUACUGUUAGGUUCUGUGUAAGUCCUUGGCUUUCAGCUGAACACAUUUCUGCAAUUUAUCAUCAUCAUCAUCACUUAAUGUAUGGUAGUCUUAACAUUUUCUAAAGGACAUGAGCACUUGAGCGCAUUGGGAUAAUACAUCCACUUCUUUUGGUUUUUUGUGAAGGCAAAAAACUUCUUGACUUCUUGUAAAAAAAUAUACAACACAGAAAAGAAAUUAAAGUGCUUUUAAGUUAUAACAGCACAAGAAAACUGCUGAUCAGCGUAAGAUCAGCUAAAAACAAUCCAGGGCUUUGAUUCAUUUUCCACUGAAAUGAAAUCUGGACGCUCUGUUGUUACCUAGUUCUAAUCUUUUAUCAGUUUCCUAUGUGUAUUGUACUAAUUUAUGUGCUGCAGAUUCAGUUCAAUUUAAUUCAAUUCAGUUUCAUUUUACUUAUAUAACACCAAAUCACAAGAACAGUCACCGCAAGGCUCUUUACAUUGUAAGGAAAAGACCCUACAAUAAUACAGAGAAAACCCCAACAAUCAGAUGACCCCUAUGAGCAAGCACUUGGUGUCAGUGGGAAGGAAAAACUCCCUGUAAAUAGGAAGAAGCCUCUGGCAGGACCAGGCUCAGGGAGGGGCAGCCAUCUCUUGUGACCGGUUGGGGCUGAGGGGAGGGAGACAGGACAAAAGGCACACUGUGGAAGAGAGCCAGAGAUUAAUAACUAAUGAUUAAAUGCAGA